UCAGAUCAAUCUUAAUAAGAUGACAUGAGAUCCAAUAAAAUCAGACAAAUAGAACAAGUUUUAACUUUUAACCGUCUGCCUAUUACUAAUUUUCAGCAACUUACCGGCGCCAUUUUAUUAUUCUCGCUUGGGCUUGCGGCCAUUUUAUUAAGAUUGUGCUGUUGGGCCUUCUAAUUUCUGUUUUUCAAGAGGGCCUUCUGUGAAUUACGGAGAACCCAAUAUCCCAAAAGGUUUCCGGCCUCUCUCUCCGGGCAACCUUCCCAAUGGCGGACAACAAGAAGCGUCGGCGAGCAACCCACGACGCCGGCGCCGAACGGAUUCCGUUCAAAUCUAAGGUCAGACCGGACUCCGACAUCCUCCAAAUCCUCAAGAACCUAAAGGACGCAGCAGUGGCUUCCUCCUCCAGCUCAAAAACCCUAACCCUCUCCGACCUGGAUCUCGCCGAUAACUUCCGCGAAGUCAAAGAUCUCCCCCUCUCCGCCGUGCAAACCUCCAUAGAGGAUCUCAUUCUCAGCCUUGCCCGCUCCAUCCUCUCCGGCCAAGGGUUCUCCUACACCGUCCCCUCCCGCUCCUCCGCCAACCAGCUCUAUAUCCCCGAACUCGAUCGCAUUGUCCUCAAAGACAAGGCAUCCGUCCGCCCCUUCGCCAAUGUCUCCACCGUCCGCAAAACCACCAUCACCACCCGCAUCCUCCGCCUCAUCCACGAGCUCUGCUCCAAGCAAAUCCACGUCACGAAGCGAGACCUCUUCUAUUCCGACGUGAAGCUAUUUGUGGACCAGACUCAAUCCGACGCCGUAUUAGACGACGUCUCCUGUAUCCUGGGGUGUACAAGGUCCAGCCUGAAUGUGGUUGCCUCUGAGAAAGGAGUUGUUGUGGGUAGGCUUAUUUUCAGUGACCAUGGCGAUGUGAUCGAUUGCACGAAGAUGGGGAUGGGAGGAAAGGCCAUCCCCCCAAACAUUGACCGGGUUGGGGAUAUGCAGAGUGAUGCACUGUUCAUACUCUUGGUUGAGAAGGAUGCUGCUUAUAUGAGACUGGCCGAGGACAGGUUUUACAAUCGGUUUCCAUGUAUCAUUGUCACGGCCAAGGGGCAGCCGGAUGUGGCUACAAGGUUGUUCUUGAGAAAAAUGAAGAUGGAGUUGAACUUGCCGGUGCUAGCUCUUGUGGACAGUGAUCCAUAUGGACUCAAGAUUCUAUCUGUGUAUGGGUGUGGGUCUAAGAACAUGUCUUAUGACAGCGCAAAUCUGACAACUCCGGAUAUAAAAUGGUUGGGUGUCCGACCGAGUGAUCUUGACAAGUACAACAUUCCUGAACUCUGCAGGUUAGACAUGACCGAGCAGGAUAUUAAGACCGGGAAGGAUUUGUUGGAAGAAGACUUUGUGAAGAAGAACCCCGGGUGGGUCGAGGAGUUGAAUUUGAUGGUUAAAUCCAAACACAAGGCUGAGAUUCAGGCGCUGAGCUCGUUCGGGUUUCAGUACCUCACUGAAGUGUAUUUGCCAUUGAAGCUUCAGCAGAAAGAUUGGAUCUAAAGGAUAAAUUUGCAGGCUUGGCUUUGCUUUCUAUGCAUAGAGUGAGUGCCCCCCCUUGGCCCUCUCCCUAUGAAAACUUUUAUGUAUGAGUAUCUGUUUUUGUAGUGUGCAUUUUGAGAUGCAAUAUUGUCUUCUCUGAAAGGAUUUUCAAUAGGUAAAAAGAAACUAUCCAGUAACCUUUAUGGGUUCAUCUCCUGGUGUUUGGCUAGGCAUUUUGGAGACCAUUUGCUAUUUUAAGUAAGAUCCUCCUGUAUCAGCUAGCCAUUUGGCAUUGUACUUUGAGGUUGAGUUAUACAUUU
Messenger RNA from Cuscuta campestris, 1825 nucleotides. Lineage: Eukaryota; Viridiplantae; Streptophyta; Magnoliopsida; Solanales; Convolvulaceae. The record is from the annotation of a GenBank genome assembly.